Messenger RNA from Carcharodon carcharias (great white shark), 328 nucleotides. Its product is annotated as cytochrome c oxidase subunit 6A, mitochondrial-like. The record is from RefSeq and is a predicted model, not a curated record. Gene Ontology annotation, cellular component: mitochondrial inner membrane. Lineage: Eukaryota; Metazoa; Chordata; Chondrichthyes; Lamniformes; Lamnidae. The transcript has a single exon. Gene Ontology annotation, biological process: mitochondrial electron transport, cytochrome c to oxygen. Bases 1 to 327 code for a protein of 108 amino acids. Gene Ontology annotation, molecular function: enzyme regulator activity.
AUGGCGGCGGUUUGGGCUCAUAUUUUGCGCCGGAGUUUCAGCUCUGCGCGGCAGCUGUUGGCCGCGGCCAGUGGCGAGGAACACCAAGGGGCACGUAUGUGGAAGAUCCUGAGCUUUGUUGUUGCUGUUCCUGGUGUAAGUGUCUGUAUGUUGAACUGCUACCUGAAGGCGCAGCAGCACAGCCACGAGAGGCCAGUCUUCGUUCCUUAUGAUCAUCUCUGCAUCAGGAACAAACCAUUCCCUUCGGGUGAUGGGAAGCACAGUUUCUUCCACAAUCCCCAUGCUAAUCCUCUGCCCACUGGCUGGGAAGAUGCAGAGGAGCACUGAA